Messenger RNA from Capsicum annuum, 3342 nucleotides. RefSeq lists its product as uncharacterized. Lineage: Eukaryota; Viridiplantae; Streptophyta; Magnoliopsida; Solanales; Solanaceae. The record is from RefSeq and is a predicted model, not a curated record. The coding region runs from base 1954 to 2751 and encodes 265 amino acids. The transcript is spliced from 5 exons.
AUUUUUUUUCCCUAACUUCCGCCUCUCUCUCCACCUCUCUCUUCUCUCUUUCUACAAACACCUCCAAAUCUCGAUCUCCCCCCUCUUCUCCGAUCUCUUCGUUGGCAAUCGACCACCAAAACCACCCCCCGCCGCUCCGAGUCCUCAUCGCCAGGCCAUCAUCUCCGGCGAACAGCCUUCGCCGUCGCCUCUUCCUUCUCCUCCAUACGCGCCGCCAGCGCCUACCCCAGGCGAGUCCAGUCGCUGCUCCGAUGGCCAGCCCCCUCCCUUCUCGUCCUCCACCGAAUGGCGGCCAGCCAAGCCUCCACGUCGCCGCUCCAUCCUCCGUCCUCCAGUCGCCUUCUUUCUCCCUUCCGACGAACGUCCAACAACCGCGACACAGCCUUGACUCCUCCCCCCACAGCGAUACCUCCGGCAAACCCCUUCGACGUUCCAACCAUGCAACCCUUCCUCAUGAAUCGCGUAGGCAAACACAACCUUAGUUUGUCCAUUCUUUGUUAUCCUACGCAUCAAAACUUGUCUCAUUUCCCCUCACACGAAGAGUCUCUUCCUUACCCUGUGAAUAAAGCAAGUGAUGAGCCGUUUUCACCAUUUACGGCUUUAUUUUCUGCUAAUUUUAUUCUUUCUCUGAACAGCAGAAGGUUUCACUUCCUGGGGUUACUCAAUAGCCGAAAGAAAGGAUUUUUAUUCUAUUUUUUGUGUGGGUAAGUUAGCAUGUGCCUCUAGUGUACAAAUGAUAUGCUUUUUUCACUGUCAUAAAGAAGAUUAAAAAAGAAAAGAAUAGCUGACUAGAGUGUACUAUAACCAGUUCUACCUGUUUUCUUGAACAGUAGCACAUUUGGUGUAAGUUGAAGACAUUCUGGGUAUUGCUGUUUGUAUGUUCUUGUUCUGUGUUUACUUUGUUUGAGUGUGGUUUCUUGUGAAAGUUUUGUCAUAAUUGAACACAGCUCAGAGUUUUACUUUUCAUAGCUAUUUUCUACUUUCUUUCUGAUAUUUUGUUGGGUUUUUGCUUUGUUUCUUGCAUGAAAAUGUAGGUUUUUUUUCCCUAUUUUCUUUUUUUGGGCCAAGGAGUGUGAGUGAUGUGGUGGGCAGAGAGGGGCCAGUGGGGUCUUUUUUUUAAUUACUUCCAAAUUAAUGUGAAGAUAAUGUUUGAUAGAAUCUUAUUGGGAAGACAAAGUGUGUGAAUCACAUUCAGCAGAGUGGGAGAAAAGGUGAAGAAAUUUAAGAGAGGAUUUUGAAGGAUGAAUGUUAGCUCAGCCAGAGAAAUGAAUGAUAGUUUAGCCGCUAUUACUGAGAGAAAACCUCAAAGGCCUUGUGGUUGUGUGGGCAUUUUCUUUCAGCUCUUUGAUCGGAACCGUAGAUUUGCCAAGAAGCUGUUUCCAAAGAAACUGUUUUCACCAGGUUGCUUGAAACAAGCUUCAAAAAAGUUUGAAGGGGAUGAGAAGCAGCCAAAGUUUUGUUUGAUUGCUUAUGAGAACAGUGGGGGUUUUCCAAAUGCAAAGAAUAAUGGAAUGACUAAUACACCUUGUGAAAGCAAGCGCGAAAUGAAAGGUCCAAGUUUGGUUGCUAGGCUAAUAGGUUUGGAAUCGAUGCCAGCAGGAUCAGGCAGUAAGCCCCAAAAGGCUUCAGCUUCUGAAACUUGGAGCAAUGUGGCAGACGAACUUGGUGCUCGACCUGGUGGAUCUGAUAAAGUAGAUCUGGAUUUGGAGAUGGCCGAAAUAAAGAGUUUAGAACCGGGUUUGCGAAGGUUUAGAGCACCUCAUCAUUUGGAAAUCCCUAAAUCCUUGUGUGGAUUCAAAGAUUUUAAAAGGAACAUCUGUGCCUUCAUGUAAAAAAUGUGGUUAUUUUCUUCAUAGUAAGAACGGUACACCAAAUGUGGAAGAGUACUCAUCGUCUGUAUCGUCACCUGUCUCUAGUGACUCUGGAUCUCCUUGUGAAGGUCCAGGAAGAAAUAUGCCAAGGUUGCCCAUUUUCAGCAGCAGGGAUCAACUAGAGACCCUAGAGAGAGUUUCUGAGGGUUCAUCCUCAAACGCCACUGCUGAAAUCGAUGAUGUAUCCUACUGUGCAGAACUCAUAUUGCGCAAAAGAUCUACUAGCAGAACUCUAAUGGAGAUGCAUGGCACCCUCCAAGGGAACAAUGUGAAGAAGGAUGCAUCAUCUGUCACUCGUGUGGUUAAUCAGAAGCAAAAUCAAGCAUCUCAGAAUAGUGAGAGGGGUCUUAUGAAGUCUAAGCCAAGUAGUUUGCAGAGCAACAGAGUUUUAGCAGCUGCAGAAUCUAUGAAUAAUACCCAAAAUUUUGUUGCACAGAAUAAAAGGCCUAGCAGGAAAGAAGAUUUGUGUGAUGAUGGUGAUGUAUCUUCUAGAAAUACUUGCAUGAAUUUCCAGGCCAUACCAGAUUCAGCAGCAACAGAUUUAGUUGGGAAUUCACUUGAUCACCAUAGUUCAGGAUGUGUUCUUGAAGCUGCCUUUUCAACUGACAGCUACCUCUCCUGCAGUCCCAAUAGUAGCUCAAAGGGCAAAGCGCUUGCUGAAUCAGUGGACUCUAUUGAUGAUGAACCACUCUUUCCAGAACCUGAUAGAGAUCUUUCAGGUUGUGAGACCUCAUCAUCCACCAGGAGGAGGAGUUGCAGAGAACUGAUCACAGACCAUUUUAACAACGUUUCUGAAGUGCUAAGCAAGAUUGAUCAGUUAAAAAAAAAGCAAACUCAGUUACACAAAACAGGUCAUUUUGAAUACCGAACUCAUAUUUAGAACUACACCUCAACAGCAGGCUCUACCUGUAGAGGAUGGGUUCUCUGUGAGCCAUUUUCUCCUCAAUGAACAUGAAAUGUUUUCGAGUCUUUUGUGGAUGACUUUCGGUCAGUUGCUUGGCUGUAACGACCCAAAACAGAUAAAUCAGCUUAAAUGAUUCGCCUUUGAUUGUCUAUUAGAGUACCUAGACUCAAAAUUUGGUCGAUACUCUGAUUCUGGUUUCAGAACCCGUACCAAACUACCAUCAAGUAUGACCAAAGAGAUUUUGAUUGCUGAUAUUAUUGACGAGGUCGAAGAGUGGACAGAAUUUAUUGGUUUGAUCCCAGACGAGCUAGCAGAAUAGGAUAUGAGCCAUUCUUUGGGUAAAUGUACAGACUUGGAGAUUGAAGAAUAUGAAUGUGGCACAGAAGUUGCUAGGCAUAUUCUCGAAGAAUUAGUAGAUGAAGUAGUUUUAGACCUCUACAGUUCUAGCUAAAUUUGGAUGGAACUAUUAGUAGCUCCUCUUUUUGAGACUUUGUUGCAAGCCUAUCAGUGUUGUUCUCAUGUGAUAACUCUUGCCUCAAUAAUGUCAAGCAAAGUAAUUUGUACAAA